AUGGUGUACAGUCUCACGUCCGACGCAUUCGUGAACGUACUCAAGCGCCUCGUCGGGCAUCGCGGACGCGUAACCGACAUCUACUGCGAUAACGCACGGACGUUUGUCGGAGCAAAUCGUCUUCUGGAGGAGAAUCGCCAAAAAUUCAACGACAUGCACAAUUCGAGUGGACUGCUCGUGUUCUGUGCAGACAAUAGAAUCACAUUCCAUUUCAACCCUGCUCGCUCGCCUCACUUCGGGGGCCUUUGGGAGGCCUCCGUGAAGACCUUCAAGUACCAUCUAUACCGUGUGAUGAAAGAUACACUGCUCAACAUAGACGACUUCAACACGCUGAUCAUUCAGAUCGAGGGGGUAAUGAACUCCCGUCCGCUCACUCCUCUUUCAUCGGACCCAGCGGACGUUAUCGCCUUAACUCCAGGCCAUUUGAUCAUUGGAGAACCCGUUCACUCUCUUCCCGAGCCGAAUAUUUGCGACAUUCCCAUUAACCGUCUUGAUUCCUUCCAGAAGAUGCAACAACGUCUUCAGCAUUUCUGGAGAGCCUGGUCACGUGAUUAUGUUGCCCAACUACAGGAUCGCAAGAAAUGGCCGGUUGUCCAUCCGGACAUAGAUGUUGGGACGCUGGUGGUUCUCAAAGAAGACAACGCUCCACCGAUGCGCUGGAAUCUUGGCCGGAUCGCGCAGGUAUUCCCCAGUAAGGAUGGACACGUCCGUGUGGUUCAGGUUCGAACCGCACAUGGUACCUAUCGACGGGCAAUAACCGAGGUUUGCCCACUUCCCAUCGAGCGAGAUGACCGUGAUGCACAUCCAUCAUCCUCACCGUCACCACCCACCAUCCACUGA
Molecule: messenger RNA, 840 nt
Organism: Ochlerotatus camptorhynchus
Lineage: Eukaryota; Metazoa; Arthropoda; Insecta; Diptera; Culicidae
Exons: 1
Coding region: 1-840 (279 amino acids)
Molecular function (GO): nucleic acid binding
Source: RefSeq, a predicted model, not a curated record